CCUGCGGUUUUAUCCUAUUUUACUAUAUUUGCAUUGUACAGCCUACUGAAAUCACUUGACAGUUCACAGCCAUCACCAUUCCCCCCUAGCGCACCAUUGUGGCACUACACAUUUCCCUUUCUCUCAUCAUGUAAGUGCUGCCCCCUGUACAACGGCUUGAACCCGGGCUGGUCCCUGACUGUACCGUGUGCUCGAAGGGAGAACUAAUUUCGUUGACAUUUCUGGAUGAAAUCUCUUCUUGGAAUGGUUUACCUCCAGUGAAGGUUGAUGUUUCCUAGUCGGGAACCCCCAGGGUUGCUUUCAAGAUUGACCCCCGACAGCUUGCGGCCUCUGCCAAUCUCCUGAGCGAGCUCCGCCUGCCACUGGACAAGACUGCCCACAAGCUUCCGCUGUGUCUGCCUGCGGCAAAGCCCAGCAACCUCCGCGAGGCCCUUGGCCAAUCGCCCGGGAGGAAGGACCUCGUCGCCAUGGACACGGAGUCCACCUACUCAGGGUACUCAUACUACUCUGGUCGCUCCCGGGGAUCCCACAGACACGGGGAACGCAGCCGCGACCACCACAAGUCACGCAGCAAGGAUGGCAGCCGCUCGGAGAAGUCUGUCACCAUCAACGCACCGCCAGCAGAACCACUGCUGGGAGACUCGUCUGUACUGGGGGAGGAGGUCCAGGAUGACAACUGGGGCGAGACCACCACGGCCGUCACGGGGACGUCGGAACACAGCCUGUCCCAAGAGGACAUUGUCCGGAUCACCAAGGACCUGGAGGACAGCGUGGGCCUGGACUGCCGGCGCUACUUUAGCCUGACCCUGGCUGUGGUUCUGGGCCUGCUGGUCUUCCUCACUCCCCUGGCCUUCCUGGCUCUCCCCCACCUCCUCUGGCCUGACAAGCUCCUGGUGUGCGGCACGGCCUGCGAGGGCCUCUUUAUUUCCGUGGCGUUUAAGCUGUUGAUACUGCUGUUGGCCGUGUGGGCGCUGUUCUUCCGGGCUCCGCGCGCCGGCCUGCCCCGUGUGUUUGUGUUCAGAGCGCUGCUGGCCGUGCUGGUGCUGCUGUUCGUUGUGUCCUACUGGCUGUUCUAUGGCGUAAGGAUACUGGACUCCCAGGAUGAGAACUACCAGGGCAUCGUGCAGUACGCUGUGUCUCUAGUGGACGCUCUGCUCUUCAUCCACUACCUGGCCAUCGUUCUGCUGGAGCUCAGGCAGCUGCAGCCCGCCUUCUCUGUCUGCGUCACGCGCUCCACCGACGGAGAGACACGCCACUACAACCUGGGCCAGCUCAGUAUUCAGCGGGCGGCAUUGGCCAUCAUAGAGAACUACUACAGGGACUUCUCUGUCCACAACCCGGCCCUGCUCACCGCCUCGAAGUCCCGGGCCGCUAAGCACCUGGCCGGCCUUAAGGUCUAUAAUGUGGAUGGUGAGUUCCCGGCAUCCCCCGCAUCUGGCCCUGAGAACAACGCAGCGACCGGAUUGGCCCACUCCCAGUCCCGGGCUAUGAUUGCCGCUGCCGCCCGCCGCCGAGACACCAGUCACAACGAGCUGUACUACGAGGAGGCCGAGCACGAGAGACGCGUCCGUAAACGCAAGGCCCGACUGGUGGUGGCGGUAGAGGAGGCCUUCACACACAUCAAGCGCAUGCAGGAGGAGGAGCAGAAGAAAGCCCCCGGGGACGUAAUGGACCCCCGCGAGGCCGCCCAGGCCAUCUUCCCCUCCAUGGCCCGCUCCCUGCAGAAGUAUCUUCGCACCACCAGGCAGCAGCACUGCCACAGCAUGGAGAGCAUCCAGCAGCACCUUGCCUUCUGCAUCACCAACAACAUGACGCCCAAGGCCUUCCUGGAGAGUUACCUGACCCCCGGGCCCACCUUGCAGUAUGGCCGCGAGCGCUGGCUGGCCCGGCAGUGGACUCUGGUCAGCGAGGUGUCGGUCACCAGUGGCCUCAAGGAGGGCGCCAUCUUCCUCCUAAAGUGCAUAGACUUCAGCCUGGUGGUGACGGCCAAAAGGAUCCCCUACAUCCAGCUUUCAGAGGAGUUCAUCGACCCCAAGUCGCACAAGUUCGUCCUGCGGCUACAGUCAGAGACCUCUGUGUAGAACUGGACAACUGUCUUUACCACCACACACCUUUUUUUAGUUUUGUUUUCAAUAUGUUUUAUUUUGGGUUUGCAGUUUUAUUUUAUUUUUUGAUUUUUAUAUUAUAUAUGAAUAUAUAUGUUACACAUGCUGGAAUAUAUUAUCCUUUUUUUAUCUAUGGUUUACCUGGUUUAUGAGUUAAUAUAAAAAAAAUGUUUAAAAAAAAAUAUACACCGGUGAUGAAUUUGACUUGUCUUGCAUGCACACACAGAAGAUUGAACUGAACUCUGUGGAGAUGGAACUGUAGAUGAACAAUGUGUGCACACAACUGCAUAUGUGUCAAUGUCUAUGAACACAAUCAGUUGUUCCACCUCUGAAAGACUGAUGCAGAGCUCAAGACAAGGAAUUAUUUUAAUUCCAUGACUCCAGACAGAAGGUGGAGACCGAAGGAGGGGGACGGCCAUUUUGACAUCUCACCAAAGAGUCAAAUGACACUACUGUUGCCAUGGACAUUCCUUGAUUCCCCCUCAGCCAAACCACUACAGAUGGUGAACUGCCACUAUUUAACUUCUGGACAAAAUGUUUAUUUUAACACAAACCGUCUCAGGCCUGUCUGCUGUUCUGAAACUAUAGCUACUUAAUUGUCUUUUUUAAUGUUACAUGCACAUGUUCUCUACAUCUGUAUAUUGAUUAUGUAUAAACACAUUGUGAUAUGUUGUUUAGGUCUGUGUACUGGGUCAAUCUCCCAUUUCCUUAUAUCCCGAUCUGUGGGUGUACAGAGCAAGACAUGAAUAUCGGUGGCAUUCAUUGUUAUUCUGAUAUUUUUAAAAACAACCUUGUUUUAGCUGUUAUUGGUGAUGUUAAAUAGAAAUUAAAUUAGCCAAUUUAUACGAUUACCCCCCAAGGGGAUCUGUUAAAAAAUAUAUAUAUUUUCGACCUCAAAGUGUGUACUGUAGUAUGGCUUUAUGCAUACAGCAGCACUUUCCCAGGCGCAAUGUCGCAAUAGAACAGCAUGUUAUACUGCAGUACAUCUCGUCCACAAGCCAUCUCUAUAACCAGGUUAUUCUGUACUAUACAGGACUAUGUUCUUUUGUAAGUACUACUGUCAAAACGGGCUCAGAAUGGUCCAUCCAUAUCCCAAAUUAACUUAUGUAACAUUUUCAAUAUACCAUUAUACACUCAUGGCUGGUUUGUAAAGCAGAGCUCUUCAAACGUAUUAGGAAUCCCAUAGUCGCCCAUAUUAGGAAUCCCAUAGGAUCCUGAUUGCUGAUGUAAAUCAAUAUUUACAGCUUCUGUAAUGGAUUUUGGAGAUGUGCUGCUGUCUCGUUCCACUCUUACAUUUUUCAUAGGAUGGUCCCACUUCCCAGCGUAGUCAUAUUUUGAUAACGUGCCCAUUAAGGACCCUGCAUUUGCUGAAACUUAAGUUACCUUUUUAUAAAGCGACACAUUCAUUCCCUGCAUAUAUCUCUUCUCAGGGUUCAGGCUUUCACUUAUAUCACGCUUACUUUGCCUGAUAGAGCACUCCGGGAGAGAAGAUACACAGAUACAACUAAUGUAUGACACUGAUUUGGACCAGAGCCUCAAUCUGCCUGUGUACCUUGUACACGGUACGCAGAACUCUAUUCAGAAUCGUGCUUCUACACCUGCAUUGCUUGCUGUUUGGGGUUUUAGGCUGGGUUUCUGUACAGCACUUUGAGAUAUCAGCUGAUGUAAGGAGGACUAUCUAUAUAAAUGGAUUAUUCUGCAGCUAUUACCAUUGAAAGUCUAAGCGGUUAAUUAAGCUAAUCGCCUCUUGAGAUGGUAUGGUACUAGGGGGUGAAGAGGAGCCUCCCUUGUAACUCACCCGUCUGGUUCAUCUUCUAUUGCAAUGUCAUCAAGCGAGAUAUCAUGUUGAGCUGUGAAUCUGGGGACCUGAUAGCUUUGAGUCUGUUCCUUAUUUAAAAGGAUGAACAUAAAAAUCAAUCAUGACAUCAGAAUCCUAUAUUCUCCCCAAGUGAAUGUGGGUGGCAGAUUGAGAUCCAUCCAGGAUGAAUUGUUUCAGAGGUGAUCAGGAUCCUAUCUACUUAAGAUCUCAUAAAUCCCCAUGUAGAAUGGACUUCCGGUUUGUCGAGGUCCUCCACGGUAUUACAGCUCUGCAUGUCAUUCAUGAAAACAAAACUGUCCGUGGGCGCCCCCUGGCAGACAAACCAGAAGGUGUCAGGCGUUGGUAUGGCAAUAAUGGGUUACUGUUGGGUGCUGACACAUUCACAAACAAACGCAUGGUGCCGUGGCAGGUUAUACACAAACCAUUUUUAACCGUCAGCAUGUGGCUCAUAAAAGCCACUUGGAAAUGCAACUCUCUUUUUUUUUCUCAUGAAAAUUUUUCUCGUCUUCAUGAAAACUUUUUUUUUAUACUUAUAGCACUGGGAGUCUUUUGUACCCAUAAUUGAUGGACUUUGUCUUUACACUGUAUGUAUUUAUGUAGCUAAGCGUGUGCAUAUACCACAUUCCCUUAUCACAUGCUCAGCCUUCCCUGUUCUGACAGCAGAUUGACGUUUAUUGGGAUGAGUCUUGCCCUGGAGGCAGAACUGAGCGAUUUCCGCUAGAUGUGCCAGUGGCAAAGUCUUUAUGGCAAAAAAUAAUCAAAACAAAAAAAUAGCUUUUUGUUCUUAAUUUAAGUUUAGUGUUAGCAGUGUGGUUAAGAUCAUGCCUUUGUGCCUGUGCCAGCUAGUGACCACUCUGUAGAGCUGCCUCCGGUACAGGAGUCAUCCCAAUAAAUGCUAACCUGGGUAUUGACCUCUGUCAAGGUUUGCUGGCCUGGUCACAGAUCUGUUUGUGCUGUUACUGCCAGGUUCUGCUAACCUGGCAGUAACUGAUCUGCGACCAGGCUAAAGGUUAGCCAGGUUGCACCCAUACUGUAGACCUCUGCUUUUUACUGACCUGACAACGCAUUGUAAUCAAUGUGUCAAUUUCACUAUACAACAGGCAUUUGUGUAAAAUAAACUUUUGUAUGAACAUGUA
Oncorhynchus keta (chum salmon) is the source of this 5060-nucleotide messenger RNA. Its product is annotated as vang-like protein 1. Lineage: Eukaryota; Metazoa; Chordata; Actinopteri; Salmoniformes; Salmonidae. Gene Ontology annotation, cellular component: plasma membrane. The transcript is spliced from 9 exons. Bases 468 to 2081 code for a protein of 537 amino acids. Gene Ontology annotation, biological process: multicellular organism development. The record is from RefSeq and is a predicted model, not a curated record.